AUGGGAUCGGCGGUCAGUGUUGGUAAAAGCUCGGACGCCCGCGGAAAAUCCCUUGUAACUCAGCUGAGACAGGAAAAUGUUCGUUUACAGGCGAGAGUCGACAGGCUGUGCUCGGAAGGAAAGCGACUGAACGAAGAAAUCAGCACAAUGCUCAAGGAAAGAGAAAAAGAGGAAGAAGAUCUCAGAAUAAAAUGUGAACGCUUUAUCCACCAUUCGCCGACAAAUGGUAUGUGAAAAGAUUUUGUAUCGCUGUUAACUGAUUGAAGAGACGAAUUCCAAGUAA
Messenger RNA from Pocillopora meandrina, 283 nucleotides. Lineage: Eukaryota; Metazoa; Cnidaria; Anthozoa; Scleractinia; Pocilloporidae. The record is from the annotation of a GenBank genome assembly.